AUGGCUAUAUACAUCAAGGAGGGUGGAUACAAUGGGAUGAACCUAUGGGUCCCCCAAACCAACCAUCUUGGCCAUAUCUCAUAUGUUGCCGUCCAAAUCUAUCAGAAGAUUGGAUUGCGGGCCAAGUACCGGGCUAUACAUCUUGGUUGGCCGAUGGAGAUCCCCUACUACCAACUGGUACCAACAAAUGAGCUCUUGAUGCACGUUGGCAUUGUAAACACACCAGGCUCGGAAACUGAGGACGUGGAGUUGAAGGAUUGCCACAUUCUCAAGGAUAGGAAUGAACUGACGCAACUUUUACCCGAGCUAGAGAAGGCCAGCAUACCGCGAGUGGGCUCCAAAACUGGAGCGGGGUCAUAA
This is a messenger RNA of Rhizoctonia solani, 360 nucleotides long. RefSeq lists its product as uncharacterized. Lineage: Eukaryota; Fungi; Basidiomycota; Agaricomycetes; Cantharellales; Ceratobasidiaceae. The transcript has a single exon. The record is from RefSeq and is a predicted model, not a curated record. Bases 1 to 360 code for a protein of 119 amino acids.